CAAACAGAUCAAAGCACGAACUUAAGAUUUGCAUGCCUCACACAAUGAAAAACAGCUGAGACCUUGACUAUCAGAGAAUCUGAAACCGGAUGUCGGAGAGACGAGACGAUGGAGAUGGAAGACUUAGAAUAGUAAGAUGAAGGUGGGGUUGAACUGUGAACCUCUUCUCACUGUUCCUCGUCGGGUUCUCAUCUCAAGCCUCACCGUCACUCCUUUUCUGGCAACGACGCCAGCCAUUCGUCGUUCAAUUGGGUUCGUGUUCGUCCCAGUUUAGGGGGUUUCGAGAAGAAGAAGGUUGAUAAAAAUGUUACAUGAAGGUCAAAUCUCAAAAGAAGAACAGCCACUUGCGAGUCCAUCAAGUAGCAAUAGCAAUAACAACCUUGAUGGUGGUGGUGUUCGGGUUACUUGCUUCAGUGAAGCCAUAAAUGAUGUUCCCAUCCAUUUUCAGAUCAUAUGUCUCUCCAAACAGAUAUAUAUAUGGAUUGGUUGCAAUUCUGCAAAAUUUGGAAAUUUGUAUGCAGCUGCCCCCACACGGCCGGUGCUAGGCGCAGAUGCCUCGCCUUGAACCCGCACUUUGUUUUUUCCUUGGGCCAUAUGCUUAAGCCCCAAAAACCUGGUGCAUCAUAUUGCGCCUUGAACGUUAAAAACCAUAACAAUACAGUGAGUGUUACUUCCCUACUCGGGGGUUCAUCUGAUAAUACAGGAUCUAGCAUGGCACGUCGGCUAGUGUUAAAAACCGGUCUAAAUAUCAUCUUGGCUAGCAAUAUUCCGAAAAACAGCCCCAUGAUCGAGGUAGCUGCUGAAAAGGUAUUAGUGCAAAAGCUGGUCACUUUAGGGUACAUAAGGCCUAAAUCAGAAGGUCCAUCUAGAUAAUUGGUACUCAUGAUUAGUCUUCUUUACAAGAUCCAGAGAAGCAUUUCUUACUCUGGUUGCUGGCUGCUUUCUUCUUUGCAACCUUGUAACUGAAACUUCAGGCUUGAAUGCUAGGACUUUGGAGGACGAUAUAUCCGAACAUACCGCCUAUCAAGGCACUCGAUGGGGUUCUAUUUUACUUCGAUCUUGCUUAGAUAUUGAUUAAGAACAUUAUCCAUUUUUUUGUUAUAAUAUUGGAUAAAUGGAUAGCUAACUACAAAAUGGUGUAAAUACGUUGUAAUUUGUUUAAUUUCCCAUUAGCAGAUUGUUUA
Cucumis melo (muskmelon) is the source of this 1184-nucleotide messenger RNA. RefSeq lists its product as uncharacterized. NCBI's taxonomy places the organism in Eukaryota, Viridiplantae, Streptophyta, Magnoliopsida, Cucurbitales, Cucurbitaceae. The record is from RefSeq and is a predicted model, not a curated record. The transcript is spliced from 8 exons. The coding region runs from base 454 to 873 and encodes 139 amino acids. Gene Ontology annotation, biological process: proteasome assembly.